CUCUUUGGGCUGUCGGCCUCCGAAGAACCGAGGAAUGACCAUGACAUGGUCCAGUGAAACCCACCUGACAGUCUACCGUCAACGCGACCUCCAUUGUCUCCACCACCGUCUCAACGCACAUCCGAUCUCGCGUCAUUGUUUAUCCUCGCCAUACUCUUGUCUGAUCCUUUUUAUACUGUUCCUGUAUUCAUAUUUGUUUUCAGCACUCAUGCGAAGGAUUAAGCACAUGCCCGAAGAACAAUACAGCUCCAUGCUCCUCCUCUAUGGUUGUGAAAACGAACGGAUGAUCCGCUAUAAACUCCGGCAGUAGAGGCUGCCAACCACAGCCGAUGCAAUUGUGCCUUCCUCGUUGACUCCAGUAGUUGACAUACAAGUUCUUCCUCUUUGGACUGAUCGAACAGCUUAACUUUUCUUAGUAUAUGAAGAAAAUGAGUUGAUCAGUGUUUGCAGAGAGCAAAGCUUCACCAAGGAUGGGCAGUGGAGUCUGUGGCCAGCCACAGGACACGGCUCCGGUGGUCCUCUUUUCCUCCCUCCCGAGGAGUACCGGGGUAUGGACGGUCCAAUCUCCGUCAGCUUCAACAGCCGACUCUUGCGGCCUUAACAGAGAACUGGCCUUCGCCUCUCGUUGGCGCAAGAGCAGAGGAGCCGGCGGUGGCCGCUACGUUCAAGGCUGCUCCGUUCGCGCACGCAUCGCACGUGCUGGCGGUGGCCGCAACGGCGAUGGCCCUCGUGUGGUGCAUCCACUUCUGCGGCGGCCGCCUUGGAGCCUCCAACUAAUCCCUCGUCUUCGACGUACUGUCAUCCUCGUCUUGCGUCCUUUUCGUAUGUGUGCUAAACGUCACCCGCCUCGGCUCCCAGAAUUCCGGCCCCACUCGCGCGGUCCGGAGAAAUCUUACGCCGAUUUCAGUUACGAUACGACUCUAUGUUUCCGUUCGCAAUAACAACACGAUCAAACCCGUUCUCCGAUAAUAACCAUCUCCUGUUUCCAUUAUGCUUUUAUAUGUAUAUAUAUGUGUAUGUAAGAAUUUGUGCAUUGAGGGUGGCGAGCAUUACAAGACGGCCUUUGGUGGUGGGAGUGCCGCCGAGCAGGACUUGGAGGAUGGAAGAGGCCGGCGCGAAGCACGAGGCGGAGGCCCCGUUGCGGACAGCAGCGGCGGUGAAGGGCGUCGAGGAAGAGAAGGCCCCGAUUCCUUCGCCAGCCGAGCGGAAGCUCGACGACUCUGAUGACGUCGCCAUCGACGAGAGUGAUGAGGAUGCUUCCACAGAAAAGAGCACAGAGGUUUCAGCUGAGAGUGUUCUUGCAAGGCUUGAAACGGAGAAGAGGUUGUCUUUGAUCAAAGCUUGGGAAGAUAACGAAAAGACUAAGGUGGAAAAUAAGGUUGUUAAGAAGUUGUCAUCAAUUAUGGUAUGGGAAAUCUCUAGAAAAGCAGCUGUGGAAGCUGAGCUGAAAAGGAAAGAGGAAGAACUGGAAAAGAAAAAGGCAGAAUAUGCAGAGAAAAUUAAGAACAAGAUUGCUCUGCUUCAUAGGUUUGCAGAAGAGAAGAGAGCAAUGGUUGAGGCUAGACGUGGUGAAGAGCUCCUGAAGGUGGAGGAGGUUGCCGCGAAAUAUCGUGCCACGGGACUUGCACCGAAGAAGCUUCUUGGCUGUUUCGGACCAUAAAAAUUGACGGUGGAGAGGAAACCGAAGGCAACAUUUCACUCUUUUGUGCUCGAAUUCCUUUCUUCUUUGUGCGAAUGCUGUGUUUAUUUAUCUGGGUAGUUAAAUGAUCGGUUGUUCCUUUAUGA
Messenger RNA from Musa acuminata AAA Group (dessert banana), 1785 nucleotides. Its product is annotated as remorin-like. The coding region runs from base 923 to 1660 and encodes 245 amino acids. The record is from RefSeq and is a predicted model, not a curated record. The transcript is spliced from 5 exons. Lineage: Eukaryota; Viridiplantae; Streptophyta; Magnoliopsida; Zingiberales; Musaceae.